AUGGCAAAGAAAGACGCUAAGGCAAAAACCGUGCCUGUUAUAAAGAAACAGGGCAACUCUGUUGCUGCAGAGCCUACGGCGAGUGCGAUUUCACUGUUCCAGGAGCUGGGCAACUCGAUGAAGAUAUCCUUCAACAGCUAUAUCUCGGAAACAAAGGACAACCAAAAAUUGCGCCUGAUCGACGCUUUCCUGGUAUUUCUUGUGUGUCUCGGUAUCCUGCAAUUUGUUUUCUGCCUGCUGGUGGGAACCUUCCCAUUCAAUGCAUUUCUGGGAGGAUUUAUCGCGACCGUGGCGCAGUUUGUGCUUACAGUGUCGCUCAGGUUACAAAGCCUGGAUUCCAACAAAACCGUGUUCAAAGGAAUCACUCCAGAACGCGCAUUGGGUGACUAUAUAUUUGCCAGCUUGGCACUGCAUUUUGUCGUUCUUCAUUUCAUAAAUUGA
Ogataea haglerorum is the source of this 441-nucleotide messenger RNA. RefSeq lists its product as uncharacterized. Gene Ontology annotation, cellular component: membrane; oligosaccharyltransferase complex. Lineage: Eukaryota; Fungi; Ascomycota; Pichiomycetes; Pichiales; Pichiaceae. The coding region runs from base 1 to 441 and encodes 146 amino acids. Gene Ontology annotation, biological process: protein N-linked glycosylation. The transcript has a single exon. The record is from RefSeq and is a predicted model, not a curated record.